Caenorhabditis auriculariae is the source of this 1862-nucleotide messenger RNA. The record is from the annotation of a GenBank genome assembly. Lineage: Eukaryota; Metazoa; Nematoda; Chromadorea; Rhabditida; Rhabditidae.
AUGCGUUGGUACAGUAUUUUCCUGAUCACCUUGUACCUGAUCGGCUCGAUGACCACCGUUUUCGCGAGUCGGCAAAAGUUUGUUAUAUUUUUAUUAUUUUUUAUGAUUCGGCCGAAUUUCAGUAAUCUAGUCUACUCCUAACAGCUUGAAAGAUAUUCGAAGAGGUUUCGGCUUGAAUUCCAACAGGAAAAUAAUUUUCGACUCGAUACCUUUAGAAAACUUUUUCAUGCUCCUUUAAGCUCUUUCCAGCCAGCUGAUUUUGGCUCGUUCAACAGAGAGCGUUUCAAAACGAAAAAAUUGUUAACUUGCGCCCCAAAACAGUAUAAGUGUAUUUUUAGCCUUUGAAAAAGAUUCACAUCUAUCCAAAAAGUCCAACUGGAAUCUUUUUUUCAAACUCUUAAGAGCCCAAGUUAGUUUGAGCACCUUUUUAGGCCUAGAAAAAGCGAGAAAAUUCAUACUUCGAUAAAAAAUAACUCUUCAGAAGGUUCACUGACAUCUACGGACUUCUCAAUAGAUAUCAAAAACACCACAAGUAAGUUUCUUUUUUCAUUAAAAUUAUUUUGCUAUUUAUUUAUUCAUUUUUCAAAAUUAGACACUUUUUCGAAAUGCUACAAAUAUCCUACACGUCAACAAAAAAAAAAACAACGUAUUUUCUCAUUAAUUUGUCGGUAAGCCUCCUGAUCCUCAGAAAAUCUUUUUUUUUUUUCAUCCUACUUCCGCUAGAUAUUAGCGGAUUUUCUAGUAAUUUCUGAAGGUGUUAAAAGGAAUAUCUUUAUCCAUCCUUUGAAAAACUCACAUUCUCGAGAAACUCUAUCCAAUCAGAAACCUUUUAUUAAAAAAAAAACUACCCUGAUUCGCAUUGUUUUUUUGAAAUUUUGCGUCAAAAAAAUGAAUUUCAUAUUUAUUUUUUUCCCGAUAAAAAAACUUUUUCUUCAAAAAAAUGGUCGUUUAGUCCGGUUCGAAGGUCUCCUUAAGGCCUCUCAACUGACCCCUGGAAUGACCACUCAAAGUUUUUUUUUUCCGUAAACAGUAGCUCAGUGUGCGCUUGAAAAUAAUUUAAAAAAAGUAACCCAAAGAGUUUUUGAAAACGGCUUCUACGGGAAUGCACUUUUUAUUUUUCAUGAAGCUCGAAAACAAGAGAUUGGUAAUGGGAAGUGAAACGUAAAUCUCCAUGGAAGCUACCGUAAUCCGUUCAAUAAACAAAUGAACUCAAAGGGAAAACGGCGCGAGUACAUCAGUUUAGAGAGAACGGUAAAAUUGGAGAGAUUGGAGUCGACUCUCCUCGUUCUACACACUAUCUCUGAAGGCUUGUUCGUAAAAUGCCGUUUUCUGUUCUAAAACUGACAGGUCCUCAGACAGCGUGUAAAAUUUGGAGAGUUCGAUUCUGAUCUUUCCAAUUUUACCGUGCUCUCUACACUGAAAUAUGCGGGCUAGCCUCCGUUUUUCCUUGGAGCAAAGAAGGUAAUUUUACUUUCACUGAAACUAGGCUUUGAGAUGUUCUUUCUCAAAUAGCGGAAAAAUGUGCAGGUUGCGACUUUAGGAUCAUCUGGUACAUCAAGGAGUAUCAUAGCAAAAUUUUAGGAAAAUCCCAGCCGCAAAGUAAAACGACCUUCCUGUGAGAAAGCAUGAAACACGGUGAAUCAUGUGUAUUAAAUUGUCCUUUUACGUUGUUGAUGAACACAAAAACGUCAAUUGCAGGCGCUUCAACGACGUCACGCCGUCUGACGACGACAAUUUCAUUGAAAAGUUUGUGGAUUAAUCGCUUCGCCCUUUCUUCCCUUUACAAAUCCAAAUUGUUGCCAUUUUGCAGGCGAUUCAACAACGACUUUUACAACCUUCUCGCGAGGUAUCAACGUCAGUGA